Molecule: messenger RNA, 4671 nt
Organism: Zalophus californianus (California sea lion)
Lineage: Eukaryota; Metazoa; Chordata; Mammalia; Carnivora; Otariidae
Gene: ENOSF1
Product: enolase superfamily member 1
Exons: 16
Coding region: 2958-4133 (391 amino acids)
Biological process (GO): carbohydrate catabolic process; amino acid catabolic process
Molecular function (GO): magnesium ion binding; L-fuconate dehydratase activity
Source: RefSeq, a predicted model, not a curated record
CCACACCAUUUAAAUACAAAUUAUUUAUUUGAUUUUUGUUUUGAAAUACUUAAUCCAUGUACAAGGUACAAAAUUCAAGAAGUACAAAAGGUGACCUUUGCCGGAUCAAUUUCUAUGGAUCAUUAGGGUCUGAAGCCAAAUGAUGACAGUUGAGGUGUGAGGAUCUAAAAAGGAAGGAAACAGAUUCUCUAAAUUUGGUGGUGAUGCAGUAGAACCUCUCCCAUGGAUAUUUGCACUGUCACCUCUCCCUUAGAUGUAAAAUAGAAGUCUUGCCCCACUGAAAGAUUCUAAUAUUGUCAAGCAGAUGAAAGGUGAGUGUGUACACGCGUGCCCGUGUGUGUGUGUGUGAGGACAAGGGAACCUUUCUUGCACUUUAAGUGGAUGCGAGGUGGCCACUGUUCCACUCUUCACAGGGCUGGCCUUCAGUCGUGCCCUCAGCCAGGUCUGUAAGAGACUUCCCUUGAGCGCUCCCACGUGUCAGGCACUGGAGAGAUCAUUUUAGUGAGAUAGAGAAAGGGGACAAAAUCCUGCAUACACAGAGAAGGAAUGCACAGAUUUCUCAGGGACACAGCCAUAGGAGAAAGGAUCAUGCAGUGUGAGAAGAACAGUUCUUUAAAAGCUGGUACAAGUUGUACAGAGAGAAGGUGAGUUCAUUGUCCAGGAGGGUCUUGGGCAGCUUCAGAACAGAGGUGAGCCUGUGAGAUUAGUCUUGAAGAUUAUUCCUUGAAGCUAGGAAUUUGCCAGGUAGCCGGAGCAGACUCGGCAACUAUUCCCUGAAUCCCUCUCCCUUAAGUCAACCAUUGCUGUUAAUGUUUUCCGUAAGGCAGUGCCUGCUGACCACGACAGGUUUGUGAGCCGUGUGUCAGCUUCUCCUGCAACUUUGUCUCUGGUGUAAGUCGAGUACUUUAUGAAGCCGCCUUCUCCAUACUGCAGACCAUAUAGGGCGGCCCCCAAAGGUUGUGUAACACUCAGCAAGCUUACAAAAUAUGUUAAGGAACGGCCACUGGAACCACUCUGUUAAUAGCCGAGACUUUGAACUUUGCUGACUCGGGAGCGUGGUGGAGGGACCCUGUGUGCUCACUAAGACACGAGAUAGGAGGUAGGAGGCUCCUCUCCCUGGUUGCUGAGCUCUGUGCUUUGGGGCCUUCACUGACCUGUCCCUCCUCCACUCCCAUCCCCGAGCCGUCCUGAUGGGCAUCUCCGCCCGGCAUGAAUCAAUUUCCAUCUCUCUACGCCUUUAAUAAAUGGCUCUUUUGCGGUGAUGUAGUCGGCUUUCGCCUUUUGUCGACCACAACAUGACAGAACCCAUUUUAACUUUAACCUUGCUCCAUAUUUCAGGCAAUUUACCACGGUCUCACUGAAUGUGUUACAUGGCAUUCACAUUAAAGUUGAAAAAAAUUCCAUUAGCUCAUCACAGUUCUUCUGUGCCUUUGUCAGCCUACUUACCUGGUAGUUCAUUCUUUUAUGAUUGGGAAAAAAAAAUAAGAAAUAGUGGUUUCCUCAUUACUGUGAAGGUAGUGCUAGAAUGUGUGUGCGAAAGGGAGGGAGGGUUUUAGUUAUUUUUUUAAUAGAAUAAACCAAUAUAGUUUUUUUUUUAAUAGAGGAAAAAAAGAUGGAGAAAGAAGAAUUUCUAAAGAGACAAAAAGAGCUGUAAGUGUUCACACCAGCCCUCGGGCUCAGGCACCCAUGGUCAUUCAUAGGCUUUACGGACAUGUCCUUCCCGGGUCAGGGGAUCCCAAGGAGUUAGUUAGCAAGGCACUGCCUUCAAUGGCCAGUUUUUUUCCAGAUGAAAUCUCCCACCCAUGGCAGCAAAGCAAACCUGAAGUAGACUGUCCCAUACAGUGGAUGACCACCAGUACCCAAAUUUCUGUCAAAUGCACGAAAUUUUAGUUAGUUUCUUGCAGUGCCCUCCUUUUGAGCAAGGACGAUCUACAUACUCUAGAUGAAUAUAUUAGUGCUGCGUCUCUUGGAAGCUGUAAAAGAGGAGGUCUUGUGUUAAAUGCGUUUGCCACGUGGGGCAAGCUGGAGGUGUGCUUCAUCAGUGAUUUCUGACCACCAUCUCACCAAUGAGAUGGAGGUUUUACUAGAUAAUGGUGUACCUCUCUGUGACUUGCUGACAGACUCUGCAGAGGUCUUUAAUCUAUGAGCACCAACCAUUAAGGCGUGAGGAGGAUUCUGUCUCCUCACAGUUCUAGGGAAUACAUGUCCGAACUGGAAUGAUUCUAUAUUCCAUUAACAAAAGCCCUAGAGAACAUGGAAUGGUUGGUCCAGCCCUAACGCUGUAUUUAACAGCAAGUGUGCAAUCAUCUGAGUGCUCUCCACGUAGAGGCCAGGCACGUCCUGACAGCAUGUUUCAUAUACUGAAACGGUCUUUCUCCUAGGAUCUGGCCGACUGUAAAACUGUACCUCUCCAGCUGUCCUAUGAAAUGGUCUGAGUCAUAUCGCAGAAAUGGCAACACCAAACAAGUUUAUCAAAAAUUUUUGUAACAAAGUAAUUGCUUUGGGGCUAAUCAGAUGACUUGAUUUGAUUAUUUUGGCCAUUGAUAUAGAGACUAAGUGUUUUUCUAGAAUGACUAAAAGGUAGAAGGGUCUCUCCCAUUCAAUUUGUUACUUAUUCUGCAUCUGAAAUAACACAAAGCCUUCAGUAGAAUACCAAAAACAAAAAAAAAACAAUGGUCAUGCUGAACCAAAUUAAAUUUAACUUUCAAAUUACUUAAGAAAAGAGUAGUAUAUCAUAAGUAAGUCAAUAGGAAGAAAUGUAAUAUUUAAGAAAAGUGUUUUCAUGUACUUUAACAUUUUACAUGAACAAUGAACUAGCAAGGUUUGGUUUUGAAACUGCCUGUACAGACACUUUCCAACGUGAAUAAGAAAAUAGAUUGGGAGUAUGACUUAAACUUUUGUAUUGAUGGCUCUGUUUUUCGCACGGCAACCAUUCAAAAUAUGUUUGCUCUACUCAAAUGAAGCUCCAUGUAUGGAUUAACAGCUCUUCCAUAUUUGUCUGUGCUGUGAAUGCCCUCGCUCACCAUGUGCUUAACAAGGACCUCAGGGACAUCGUCGGUGACUUCAGAGGCUUCUACAGGCAGCUCACAAGCGACGGGCAGCUCAGAUGGAUCGGUCCUGAGAAAGGUGUUGUGCAUCUGGCUACCGCAGCCCUUCUCAACGCUGUGUGGGACCUGUGGGCCAAGCAGGAGGGAAAGCCUCUGUGGAAGUUACUUGUUGACAUGGACCCCAGGGAGCUGUUAUCCUGCAUCGAUUUCAGGUACAUCACAGACGUCCUGACCGAGGAGGAAGCCUAUGAAAUACUGCAGAAAGGUCAAGUUGGUAAAAAAGAGAGAGAAGGGCAAAUGCUGAUGCACGGCUACCCUGCCUACACCACGUCGUGCGCCUGGCUGGGGUACUCCGAUGACACGCUGAAGCAGCUCUGCACGGAGGCACUGAAGGACGGCUGGACCAGGUUUAAGGUAAAAGUGGGUGCUGAUCUCCAGGAUGACAUCCGCAGGUGCCGCCUCAUCCGAAACAUGAUUGGACCUGAGAAGACGUUGAUGAUGGAUGCCAACCAGCGCUGGGAUGUGCCCGAGGCGGUAGAGUGGAUGUCAAAGCUGGCUGAGUUCAAGCCACUGUGGAUUGAGGAGCCCACCUCCCCUGAUGACAUUCUGGGACACGCAGCCAUUUCCGAGGCACUGGUCCCAUUAGGAAUUGGCAUUGCCACCGGAGAACAGUGCCACAAUAGAGUGAUAUUUAAGCAACUCCUACAAGCGAAAGCCCUGCAGUUUCUCCAGAUCGACAGCUGCAGGCUGGGAAGUGUCAAUGAAAACCUCUCGGUGUUGCUGAUGGCCAAAAAGUUUGAAAUUCCCGUUUGCCCUCAUGCCGGUGGAGUUGGCCUCUGUGAAUUGGUUCAGCACCUGAUUAUGUUUGAUUUCAUCUCCAUUUCUGCAAGCCUUGAGAACAGGAUGUGUGAAUAUGUCAACCACCUGCAUGAACAUUUCAGGUAUCCUGUGGUCAUCAAGAAAGCGUCCUACAUGCCUCCUAAGGAUGCUGGUUAUUCAACAGAAAUGAAGGAGGAAUCUGUAAAGAAACACCAGUAUCCACAUGGGGAAGUCUGGAAAAAACUCCUUGCUGCUCAAGAGAAUUAAAUGUUCAGCCCUUACACCCUUUCCUAAGUGAAAAGGCUUAACCACUUUUUGGGUGUGGUUUUACAAAAACAGGGGAAAGAAAUUGUAGCAAUCAAAACAAGUUCAGCUGAAAGUCCUGUUAACCUCAGGAAUCAGCUUAGUCGUCAUUAUUACUUGAUUCUUUUAGCAAAUAAACACACAUUCUCCUAAUUAAUCCUUAAACAAAUUUAGAUUUACCUCCAAGUCCAGAAAGAUGUUCUUACAAAAUUUCUACCAAGUGCUGGUACCCGGACAUUAAAUUAUACUUUGAAAAUAAGCAGCAGGUUGCGUAAUUGUUGGAACAGUGCCUUAUUCUAUCUAACGCUUGUUAAAAAUUAGCAGGGUAAAAAUAGUUCUGCAGUACUGUGGGAUAUCUGGUGCACAAAAAAGGUAAAAGGAUUUCACAGAUUAGCCCUGGAGUGGUUUAGCCUUUCUACUCUUGCUCGGUCUAAGUUUAUUAGUAGAGGAUUCACACCAUACUGAAACCAUAGCAGCAGUAAUGGGCAGGGAAAUGGAAUUU